UGACAGCAAACCUUGUCCUACCCGACCCCUGACUAUAAAACCGAAAUUCUUUGAAGCGUUUCUUUUUCCCUCUUCUCCGCCCUUCUUUUUUAUUUUUUAUUUUUUUUAUUACCCUAGUUACCCAUUGCCAUGAAAUUCACCACUUCUGCUAUUCUUGGCCUUGUUGCCAUUGUUGCCUUGACUGAAAAAGCCUCGGCUCAAAAUACUACUACUCCUUGCGCUGCUCAAGAUGUGUUCACGCUUUGCCAGUCAAAUCAAGACACUUAUAUCAAGGGUUGCCAAUUGGAAGAUUUCCAAUGUUUGUGCAGAUGGCACAAAGCCAAGUUGUCGUGCUGGGAUAAUUGUCCCAACGAUGCUGGUCGACAUACUCAGGACGGACUGGUCACCACCUACUGCUCAAUGCCCGGUGCCAAUGUUACAUCCAUCUGGGUUCCACCUAGCUCGACGGCACCACCAGUGAGCCAGCCUACGAGCAGCGGCAAUCCUACCAAACCCACCGACGCAUCCAAUACACCUACGCAAGGAUCUUCCGCCAGUGGAUUGACGUUCGAUCACGGUCUUUUAGGCGCUGCAGGUGCCAUUGCAGCCUACAUGUUGCUCUAAUCGUGCUGCACCCGUCUUUACUUUUCUUUUAUUGAAGAAGAAGAAAAUAUAAGAAAACAGUGUUAUUUUUCCUUUCUUUUCCGAGUAUUUUAUUCUAAUAAGCAGGUUGAUAUAUUCUCAUUUUUUUUUUUCUUAAAACUUGUUGUUUUUCCUCAUCCUUUCUCAAUGUAACAGUGCUAUUUUUAUGUUCAUUUCUCUUUACCCGAUACUAUAUAAAUCAAUGGUUACAAUUCUAUUAAUUUCCAU
This is a messenger RNA of Radiomyces spectabilis, 849 nucleotides long. RefSeq lists its product as uncharacterized. The transcript is spliced from 5 exons. The coding region runs from base 130 to 603 and encodes 157 amino acids. The record is from RefSeq and is a predicted model, not a curated record. NCBI's taxonomy places the organism in Eukaryota, Fungi, Mucoromycota, Mucoromycetes, Mucorales, Radiomycetaceae.